Molecule: messenger RNA, 1839 nt
Organism: Truncatella angustata
Lineage: Eukaryota; Fungi; Ascomycota; Sordariomycetes; Amphisphaeriales; Sporocadaceae
Product: cytochrome P450
Exons: 3
Coding region: 1-1629 (542 amino acids)
Molecular function (GO): heme binding; monooxygenase activity; iron ion binding
Source: RefSeq, a predicted model, not a curated record
AUGAGUGAAAUCACUCAAACGCUGAUAGGCUUCGCACCCUCCCCAAAGGUUCUCAUCUUAGCUCUAGGCGCCGCUGUAGCUCUUGUUCUGGUCUACCAGUACCUGUUUACGCUGCGAUACCCCAAGAAUUUGCUCCGCUUGGGCGAGCGUGAAGGGGUAUCAUGGAAGGAGAUGAGGAAAAGAUUCCACGACGACAGUCUGACUGUUUUCAAUGAGAUCUAUGAAAACUAUUCGAAAAAAGGUCAGACCGUGCUCAUACCAGUCUUUGGACCCAACGAUGAGGUCAUCUUGCCGCCGUCUGCGUUGUCAUGGCUUGUGAGGCAGCCUGACAGUGUUGUCAGCUCGCUUGAUGCCCAGAUUGAUGGAAUCCAACUUCAGCAUACCCUUGGCGGCAAGUAUGCGUAUGACCCAUGGGGAGGUUGGCUGAUCAAGAAUGACCUGACCGGUGCACUGGAGAACAUAGCUGAUAUCAUGAGCGACGAGCUCAGUGCUUCAUUCGAUGCUAACUUCGGCAAUGAUGUCGAAAACUGGAAGGAAAUGGACCUGUUUCCAGCUUGUCGUAUGCUGGCUGGCCAACUCACCCAAAAGUUCACGCUUGGUGACUCCCCAGAAGGACGCCGUCUUUGCCGGGAUCCGACGUUUGUUGAAACCUGUUAUGGCGUCCUCGAUGGCAUGCUGGAUGCAGCUGGGUACCAGGCCUCCGUUCGCAAGCCCUUCAAGCCUUUUACUGGCGUCUGGGCAAGCCGACAUAUGGGUCCAAAGCUCAAAGCACUGGAACAACGUUUUGAGCCCCUUUUCCAGGAACGACUUCGGAUCUUGAAGCAACACGCGGAGAACCAGGAUGUUGAGAAACCUCGGGACCUUCUUCAGAUGUUGUUCGAUUACGCCGCCAAAGAACGCCCUCAUGAAGCCAUCAGCCUGAAGGACAUGACGAGGCGCCUCGCCGUGAUGAACUUUGGUACCAUGCACCAGACGAUCUUGACACUCCACAACCUACUCCUGGACGUUCUCGAUUCCGAUUCGGAGUACAAGACUAUUUCGGUCAUUCGUGAUGAGGUCGACCGUGUGAUGGGCGCCGGCGGCGAUUUCAGCACGAAGCAGUGGACGAAGGCCAACAUGGCGACCAUGACUCGAACAGACAGUAUAUCGCGCGAAACGCUACGUCUACACACAUUCCUAGGCCGGGCCGUCCAGCGACUGGUGAUUGCCAAGAACGGAUUGGUGACGGAAGACGGGAUUCAUCUCCCGCAGGGUGCCAUGGUUUCCAUUUUGGCCUAUCAGUCGCAGACCGACAGCGACUCUUUCAAGGAGCCCUUCAAGUACGACCCGUUCAGAUUUUCUCGUCCGCGCGAAGAGGCUGCCGAUGCAUCAACAGGAAAAGUGGGACUCAACAAUCUCAGCUUUGUGUCAUCGUCAGUCGAGUACCUCCCUUGGAACCAUGGCAAGCAUGCGUGCCCUGGCCGUUUCUUGGUGGAUUUUGAGUUCAAGAUGAUCCUGGGAUAUGCCCUAACGCAUUACGAUAUCGAAUUUCCGGAGAGCUACAAUGGUAAAAGACCACCGAACACUUGGUUUGUUGGAUUUGGUAUACCGCCUCUGGACGUCAAGGUCAAAGUGAAGAGGAGAAAGUGAGCACAUCAGACAUGGGGAAACCACUACCCCUUGGAAGACACCGCGCCGGGAGAUUACCUCCAAGGACCCCUCACGUGGCAAAGUUCUAAUGUCACUGCACAUACUGCGCGACGAUGGUGUCUUGCGCGGCUUAACGCAAAAUCGGCUUUUAGGUACAAUAGCAUCUGGACUGGCCUAUGUGCCGCUAUAUCCAUCAAAGAAUGACACACG